AUGGUUCUUUUUCCUUUAGUGUUUUGUUUUGUAUGUGUGGAAGGUAUGAGAGAACUGGGAAGUUGUACAUUUGAAGGAAAAACAUACAGUAAUAACGAGGUUAUAGAUACCGACCCCUGUCGACCAUUACAAUGUAUCGAAGGUGAGGUGCCAUUACUCAUUAUAGAGUGUGUUAAUGCGCCGUGUGCAGACUAUGAAGUACAAUCUGGUGACUGUUGCGCAACUUGUCCUAAUGGACCAAAUUGUCGUCUGCCUGAUGGAACAUUAAUGCCAGGAGAUGAAACAAGAACUUUAGUUGAUGGACGUGAUUGUUUCUGUUUGCGUUCUUAUAGCUUUGGAAUCAGACCUAGAAAUCCCGAUGCCAUGUGUAUCAACGUACCAAUACAGACACCAAAAGAAUAA
Messenger RNA from Lottia gigantea (owl limpet), 402 nucleotides. RefSeq lists its product as hypothetical. The transcript is spliced from 3 exons. The coding region runs from base 1 to 402 and encodes 133 amino acids. Gene Ontology annotation, cellular component: AMPA glutamate receptor complex. The record is from RefSeq and is a predicted model, not a curated record. Gene Ontology annotation, biological process: negative regulation of BMP signaling pathway. NCBI's taxonomy places the organism in Eukaryota, Metazoa, Mollusca, Gastropoda, Lottiidae.